Messenger RNA from Scomber japonicus (chub mackerel), 2486 nucleotides. RefSeq names its product GTPase IMAP family member 7-like. The transcript has 2 exons. The record is from RefSeq and is a predicted model, not a curated record. Lineage: Eukaryota; Metazoa; Chordata; Actinopteri; Scombriformes; Scombridae. Gene Ontology annotation, molecular function: GTP binding. The coding region runs from base 146 to 1021 and encodes 291 amino acids.
GAGGGUGAAAUAGAGAAGAAAAACAAGGUCACACAGUCACAGACACACUGUUAUCUGGGAGAAAGUUUAAGAGACACACAGACAAGUUUUGUGGCUAAAAAUACACUUUGGCCUGUGUUUUCUGGGAUUUCUUCUCUACAUCAACAUGGAUUUAAAGUUUAUUGAAGACUCCAGCUCUCCAGUUGUUAGGGACUUGAGGAUUGUCCUGCUGGGGAAGACUGGAUCAGGAAAGAGUGCAACAGGGAACACCAUCCUAGAACGGGAGGCUUUUUUCACAGAGGACAUGUCUACGUCCUCUGUGACAAUUCAAUGUCAAAAAGAGACCAGACACUUUGAUGAAAGAACCGUGAGUGUCAUUGACACCCCUGGGUUAUUUGACACAUCGAUGACUGAGCCCCAGUUAAAAAGAGAAAUAGAGAAAUGUAUCAUGCUGUCUCUCCCAGGACCUCAUAUAUUCCUGCUAGUGAUCAGACUGGAUACGCGGUUCACAGAGGAGGAGAGGAACACCAUUAAGUGGAUCAGGGACAACUUUGGUGAGGAAGCCUCCAACUAUACACUGGUGCUUUUCACUAGGGGGGACAAAGUCAAAGGAAAGCAAAUUGAAACAAUUUUAGACAAAAGUCCUGAACUCAAGGAGGUCGUCAGUGACUGUAAAGCUGGAUACAUUGUGUUUGACAACACAAGAAUGGAAAAUCGCACUCAGGUGACUGAUCUGUUUGAAAAGAUAGACGAGAUAGUGCAGAUAAAUGGGAACCAUUACCCUAGCAGCAUAUAUGAAGAGGUCCAGAGACAGAUAAAUAAUGAUGAAUGGUGGAAAAGGUGGGGAGGCACUAUGAGUACUGUAGGUGAUGUUCUGUUAGUAGCAGCCACAGCUGCAGUUAGCCCGCGACUUGCAGGAAUUGCCAUAGUGGCAAAGGAAACAGGGGUUAUGGCCAGAGUAGGAUCAGCUGUCAUGGCUUCAGGUGGAAUGAUUUCUAAAGCUCUGGGGAAGUGGGUGAAACCUAAAACAAAAGACACCUAAUUAAUUCUAAGUCAUGACCCAUUAACCUUUGAAGUCAUUCCAUUUAUUACCUUUUCAUACAUACGUGUCAAUUCAUUACUUCUUUUGGGCAAGAUUUUUUUUACAUUUCUUGACAAUCUACUAAAUGUUGAUGCUAUACAUUAAUAUCUUGUCUUGUGUAGAGAACACUAAUGUCAAUUAUCAAAAGAAACCAGUCAGUAAUAAAUUAUAAAAUAAACUUCAACAACUGUUGUGUGAUGUUGCCUGUUGUCCCAUGAAUUAAGUCAAGAAUUCCUACAAAAGCUGCCUGAGCUGCAUAAUAAAAUAUGUACUACCACAAAAUCUAACAUCUUGCAUUGACUGCCUGUCAAAUACAUGACUGACUUCAAGGUCCUUUUAUUUGUUUUUAAAGCCAUACAUGGGUUGGCACCUUAGUAAAUUUCUGAACGUAUAUGCUCCUUGUCUUAGAUUCUUAGAUCCUCAGAUCACCUGCUUUAAUUAUUCCACGAUUGAGGCCGUGAGAACGGGGGACUGUCCCUUUAAUCAAAUGUUCCCUCUACUGACAUUUUGAAGGUAAAACUAAAUACAUAUUUUCACAAAACAUAUUUUCAAUGGCCUGUGGGUGUUCUUGAUGACUCUUUAAAUAAUAUUCAAUUAUAGUAUCUUGUAUGUGUGUUGCCAUUUUUAUUCUGUUAUAUGUUUUACAUUUAUGCAUGAAUGCAUGUAUCUACUACUUAUGCCUCUUUCUGCUGAUAUCUUUUUUUUUUAAUCUCUACUCUUGCACUUUUGACAGUAAUUUGUAAAACAUUGUGGUCAGCUCCAGUUAUUUUCAGAUGUGCUCUGCAGUAUAUAUAAAGUUGACUUUAGAAUGUACAUAAACCCAGCAAAUUGAGGGGAAAGUCUGAAACCACAAGAAAAUUACUGUAAAUGUGCUUUAAUUACCUAAUAAGAAUAAUUCAUAUUUAUUCAUCUGUUUUUGUUGUUGUUGUUGUUUUCUGGUCUCUACCAUUAUGAAUAUCACACCAUCAUGUAAACUCAACCUGCCAGACCUGCAAAAUAAUGAUACUGUAUAUCAAGAUUCAAUUUUCUGUUUUCUUCACCUGUUAUGCACUUCUUGAGUAAAUGACACUCUGCGGUCUGUGUCCCCUUCAUCAUCAAAAGCAAACAAAUAUUGUUUUCUUACCCUUUCUUGAUUGAGUAUAUCCACAAUGGCACAACCAUAUGCCACAAUUUCAUACGCAAUCUGCUGCCAUCUAAUGGCCAUUUGUUGGUACACAUGGUCAUGAUAUUCUAAUUCUAAUGACAAAACUGCUUCAUUUGGAGACACAGUGAUACAAUGUUUUGUUGUUGUUGAUCACAGCAUACCUGCUACAUGAUAAAUACAUGUAAUGACAUUCUAUCUUAUCUUAAUCCCCUCUUGUGUGAAGAACAUUAAUAUCAGUUAUCAAAACAAACCAGUAAGUAAUAAACUGUGAAAUAAACUUGA